Myripristis murdjan (pinecone soldierfish) is the source of this 9436-nucleotide messenger RNA. Its product is annotated as collagen alpha-6(VI) chain-like. Lineage: Eukaryota; Metazoa; Chordata; Actinopteri; Holocentriformes; Holocentridae. The transcript has 42 exons. The record is from RefSeq and is a predicted model, not a curated record. Bases 82 to 8427 code for a protein of 2781 amino acids. Gene Ontology annotation, molecular function: serine-type endopeptidase inhibitor activity.
GGGAAGUGACUGAACAGCGGCUGCUGUGAUCGCACCGUUUAGUCCCACUCAGGUAAAGAGAAACGUGAGAGCCAUUCCAGCAUGGAGGGGAGGCAAGGCCUUUUUUUCAGCCUCAUCAUAGCAGCGUGUUUCUAUGGCAACACUGCACAGAGAACAGUCUGCACGCAGGAGGCAGUGGCUGACAUCGUCUUCUUGGUCGACGGCUCGUGGAGCAUCGGCACCAAGAACUUUGAGCAGGUUCGUCAGUUUCUUUACACGCUAGUCAACAGCUUCGACGUUGGGCCCAACCACGUCCGCAUCGGCCUGGUCCAGUACAGCAACACGCCGCGUACCGAAUUCCUGCUCAACACCUACCAGAGCAAGGAAGACAUUCUUCAGUACAUCAGCAACCUGCCAUAUAAGGGUGGUGGGACUCAGACAGGGCUGGGCUUGGAUUUCAUGCUGACCGAGCACUUUGUUGAAGGAGCCGGAAGCAGAGCCCGCUACGGUGUGCCGCAGAUUGCUGUGGUGAUCACCGACGGACAGUCACAGGACAAUGUGGAGCCCCACGCCCAGCAGCUGAAGAGCAGGGGGAUUAUUUUGUACGCAAUCGGAAUCAAAGAUGCAGAUGAAGCCCAGCUGAGGGAGAUAGCCAAUGAGCCGCAUGACCAGUACGUCUACAGUGUGUCUGACUUUGCGGCGCUGCAGGGGCUUUCUCAGAGCGUCAUCCAGACUCUGUGCACCGCGGUGGAGGAAGCCAAACGACAACUCCUCUUAUCUGCUCAAGAAUGUGCCAAAGCCACUGUGGCUGACAUCGUCUUCCUGGUUGAUGGCUCCUCCAGCAUCGGCAUCGAUAACUUUCAGGAGGUGCGACAGUUCCUUCGCAAAUUCAUUGAGGGUCUGGACAUCGGUGCUGACAAAGUUCGGGUUGGCUUGGCACAGUACAGCAAUGAGCCUCACCAGGAGUUCCUGCUGAAGGAUCACAUGGACAAACAAUCUCUGCUGGCCCAAGUGGACAACCUGCCCUACCGAACGGGAGGCACGGCAACGGGGAAAGCCAUCUCCUUCCUGGAGACGCAAUAUUUCACUGCACAGGCUGGAAGCCGUGCUGACCAGCGGGUGCCUCAGAUCGCCAUCGUCAUCACGGACGGGGACUCUGAGGAUGACGUGAUAGCACCCGCCCAGCAACUGAGGAAGCAGGGAGUCAUUAUUUUUGGAAUCGGGGUGGGAGCGGCCAACAUGAUGGAGCUCCAGGGCGUCACCAACCGGCCCCAUGAGCGUUUCCUGUUCAGUAUCGAUAACUACCAGGCUCUGCAGAGGCUGAUUGACAGUCUGCUGCAAACAGUGUGUGUCUCCAUGGAGGACCAGAGGCAAGCCCUGGUAAAAAGGUUUGCAGACAUUUUCUUCCUGGUGGAUAAUAGCCUGAGUCAGCAAGACUUCCAACAGACCAGGACCCUCCUCGCCCGGCUGGUCAACCAACUUGAUGUCGGAGUCUCCGCCCACCGCAUUGGUUUGGCCCAGUUUGGCCAAGAACCCAAAGUUGAAUUCCUCCUCAAUGCUUACAAUACCAAAGAGGAAAUCUCAGCUGCUGUCCGCCGCUUUCGACUGCGUCGACUGCAACCUAAUGAGCCACGUAACCUGGGUAGAGCUUUGGAGUAUGCCAGCACUCAGUUAUUCACCAGUGACGCAGGUGGCAGAGAAGACCAAGGCUUCCGCCAGUUCCUGGUUGUUGUGUCUGGAGGAGAUUCGACUGAUGCAGUGUUUAAGGAAUCUCGAUUGGUGAAGUCAGAAGGGGUAACAGUGGUUGGGAUCGGCCUAGGUUCUGCAUCAUUGAAUGAAACCAAAGUAAUAGCCACUGCUCCAUACAUAUACCAGUCUACCAACAUUGUGCCUGCUUUGAGGUCUGCCUUUGAGACUGAACAAGAGUUGAUCCCUCUUACUGGAGAUUGUAAAUCAGCCAAACUGGCAGACAUUGUGUUCAUCGUUGAUGAGUCGGGAAGUAUCACAACUCCCAAUUUCCAGCUGAUACGUUCAUUCCUGCAUAAGAUUGUGGACGGCCUAGAUGUCAACCCAAAGAGAGUCCGAGUGGGCAUUAUCACAUACAAUGAUCGGCCCACAGGGCAGGUCUACCUCAACACCUUCAACGACAAGAGUGAGACCCUUCAGUUCAUCAAGAUCCUGCCUUACCGUGGAGGUGGUACCAACACAGGAGCUGCCUUGAGGUUUGCUCGGGAGAGAGUCUUCAUCAAGGAGAAAGGCAGCAGGAAAAGCCAGGGCGUCCAGCAGGUGGCAGUGGUGAUCACAGACGGCAAAUCCCAGGAUGCUGUGAGCCAAGAAGCUGCUGAUCUCCGUCGAGCUGGUGUUACAGUGUACGCUGUAGGGAUCAAAGAUGCCAACAAGACUGAGCUGGAGCAGAUGGCGUCUUAUCCCUCAAAGAAGCAUGUGUUUAUUGUGGACAGUUUUGCCAAGCUGAAAACCCUGGAGCAGAGUCUGCAGAAGAUUCUGUGCUACAACAUCAUACGCCAAGCAAUCACAAUCAACACAAGGAGAACAGGCAUCAAAGAAGGCUGUAUACAAACAGAUGAAGCAGAUAUCUUCUUUCUGAUCGACCACUCCGGCAGCAUUUACCCCAAGGACUUCAGUGACAUGAAGAAGUUCAUAAUUGAGUUUCUUGAUACCUUCCGUAUUGGGCCGCAACAUGUCCGUGUAGGUGUAGCAAAAUAUGCAGAUUCACCAAACCUGGAAUUUGACCUGACAACCUACUCAGAUGCCAAGUCACUGGAAAAGGCUGUGGAGAACAUUAGGCAAAUAGGAGGUGGGACGCAGACGGGAGCAGCUCUGUCAUUCAUGGGUCCCAACUUUGAAAGAGCAAUGGGUUCACGAGGUCACAAAGUCCCUGAGUACCUGGUUGUCAUCACUGAUGGGAAGUCUUCCGACGAGGUCAAGGCUCCUGCAGAGAAACUGAGGGCACAGGGCGUCAUCAUCUAUGCCAUUGGGGUGAAAAACGCAGAUGAAACUGAGUUAGUAGAGAUUGCAGGCAACCCCAAGAAGACAUUCUUUGUCAAUGAUUUUGAUGCCCUGAAGCCAAUCAAAGAUGACAUUGUCACAGACAUCUGUUCUCAAGACGCUUGCAAAGACGUACCAGGCGACCUCCUUUUCCUGAUUGACAGCUCCGGCAGCAUCAACCCAGGAGACUACCAGAAAAUGAAAGACUUCAUGAAAUCAGUUGUAAGCAAGUCUAAUGUCGGGCAGAAUGACGUGCACAUCGGCAUCAUGCAGUUCAGCACCGUACAAAUGCUGCAAUUCCCUCUGAACCGUUACUAUGACAAAGACGACAUGUGGAAAGCCAUAGAUGCUAUGAGGCAGAUCGGUGGAGGCACGCACACAGGCGCUGCCAUUACUGCUGUUUCACAGUAUUUCAGUGCAACCCAAGGAGGCCGUGAAGACCUAAGACAGAGGCUUAUAGUGAUAACAGACGGCGAGGCCACAGACGAGGUCAAAAGCCCUGCUGAGGCUCUGAGGGCCAAGGGGGUUGUGAUCUAUGCCAUCGGGGUGGUGGACGCCAACACCACUCAGCUGCUGGAGAUUAGUGGCUCCCAGGACAGGGUCUACUCUGAGAGGGACUUUGAUGCAUUGAAGGACCUGGAAAGCGAGGUUGCCAUGGAGAUCUGUGAUCCUGGCAGAGACUGUAAGAAGACAGAAGUAGCUGAUAUUAUUUUCCUGGUGGAUGGAUCCACCAGCAUAACUCUCAACAAAUUCAGAAGCAUGCUCAAAUUUAUGGAGUCGAUGGUGAAUCAAACCACCAUCGGUGAGAAGCUGACUCGGUUUGGAGUAAUUCUCUUCUCCAAUGACCCGAAAUCCAUGUUCACCUUGAAUAAGUAUUACUCCAAAAGAGAAAUUAUUAAAGCCAUAGCAGCACUGAAGUCACCAUAUGGGGACACCUACACAGGCAAGGCUCUGGAGUAUUCCUUACAGUUCUUUGAUGCUCAACAUGGUGGCAGAGCGGCUCAAAAGGUUCCUCAGAUUCUAAUGGUGAUCACAGAUGGUGACGCUACAGACCGUAACAACCUGGUUGGGCCAUCAGAGGCCCUGCGAGACAAUGGGGUGAGUGUAAUCAGUAUUGGAGUGGAAGGAGCCAAGAGGGAUCAGCUGGAGAUCAUGGCUGGUGGAGACACAUCUAGGGUCUUCUACGUGGACAAUUUUGAUCACCUGGAAACUCUGUACCUGAAUAUUACUCAUGUACUCUGCAAUACUACCAAGCCAGCUUGUGAGAAACAGAAAGCCGACCUGGUCAUGUUGCUUGAUCAGUCAGGCAGCAUCAGCUCGGGCGACUAUACCAUCAUGAAGACCUUUGCGACAGAACUGGUCACCAGCUUCAAAGUUAGUGAGGAGUUUGUGCGUGUCGGAGUUGCCCAAUUCAGCAGCUAUCCUCAGAAGGAGUUUUACCUCAAUGAAUACUACACUGAGGCGGAGGUGAACAAACACAUCCUCAACAUGCGGCAGCUUGGCGGAGGCACCAACAUUGGACAGGCUCUGAAAUUCAUCCGGGACUAUUUCCAAGCAUCGCGAGGUAGCCGUAUUGCUGAGAGAAUUUCUCAGAAUCUCAUACUCAUCACAGAUGGUGACUCGCAGGAUGAUGUGGAGGAUGCAGCCAACGAUCUCAGAGCUCUUGGUAUUGAGGUGUUUGCAAUCGGCAUCGGAGACGUCCAUGAUCUGGAGCUCCUGCAGAUUACUGGAAACCCAGAGAAGCUAUUCACUGUGCAAAACUUUGGCAGCUUGGCAAACAUCAAGCAAAAGGUGGUUGAUACCAUUUGCAAAUCCAAACCCCAAAAAGACCCAUCUGACUGCAGCGUUGAUAUCGCCAUGGGAUUCGAUAUUUCUCAAAGGUCUGGAGCUCCUGGUCAGCUCCUGGUCAGUGGACAGUUGAAGCUCGAGAGAUUCCUGCCAGAGAUUGUCCACUACGUUUCUAGCAUGCAGGGUCUGUGCUGCACUGGAACCACACCCAUCAAGCCCAACAUCGCCUUCCGGGUAGUCAGCCGGGACGGACAAUCUCUGUAUGACUUUAACUUUGAGGAAUACAAUGAGGAUGUGGUGAAGAAAGUCAUGAAUCUGCAGAUGUCUGAGGCCACCUACUUCAACACAGCUCUGCUGCAGUCCUUCAGCAACAAGUUCAGGGCAGAGUCCAGGGCUGGGGUGAAGGUGCUGGUGAUCUUCUCAGAUGGACUCGAUGAGGACGUGAUGAAACUGGAGCAAGAAUCUGAACUUCUACGAGAAUCUGGAGUCCACGCUCUGCUGACUGUCGCCCUGGAGGGAGUCCACGAUGCCAGUCAGCUCCAAAUGGUGGAGUUUGGUCGAGGUUUUGGCUACAAGCUUCCUCUCAGCAUCGGCAUGCAGAGUGUUGGCAGCACCAUUCUCAAGCAGAUUGACUCGGUGGCCGACAGGGAGUGCUGUAACGUCAUGUGUAAAUGCUCCGGACAUGAAGGCAUCCGUGGCUCUCGGGGCCCCCCGGGGCCAAAGGGUUUGCCGGGACCGAAGGGUCACUCCGGCUUCCCAGGAGAGGAGGGAGUUGCCGGCAACAGAGGGGCACCGGGACCCAGCGGACCACAGGGCAUCCAGGGCUGCCGAGGGACCAGAGGACAGAAGGGCGGCCGAGGCCACCGGAGUGACAGGGGCGACGACGGAGACCACGGCCUGGACGGAGUCAACGGUGAACAGGGAGCGACAGGCGCAGACGGAACUGCAGGAGAACGAGGACGCCCUGGAAACCCAGGCACCAGAGGCACCAGAGGAGAGGCGGGGCUUAAAGGACAGCGAGGACUGAGGGGAGACCCGGGGGAGCCGGGGGCCGACAACAUCGUCGCGGGACCAAAAGGAGACGUGGGGAACCCGGGCUUACCGGGAGAUCCUGGAGACGAUGGACUUCCUGGUGGAAGUGGAAUCAUCGGAAACCUGGGUCCAGAUGGAAGAAGAGGACCGCCGGGCCCAAAGGGUGCUGUUGGAGAGCCUGGAGAUCCAGGAGUGCGAGGGAGCCCUGGUGCCUCGGGAUCCCAGGGAGACAGAGGGGUCAGAAGUCAGCCUGGACCCAGAGGAGUGGUGGGCCUGCCUGGACCUCAGGGAGCUCCAGGAUCAGCUGGGAGCAAAGGAUCCACCGGACGACGCGGCGCUAACGGACAGAAGGGUCAACCUGGAGAUCCAGGUGUUCAGGGAAUUCCAGGGCCACUGGGAGCCAGAGGCAUGCCGGGGCAGGACGGCAGAGACGGAUACGGACCUGCUGGGUCCAAAGGUGCCAAGGGGGAUCCUGGCUUCCCGGGCUAUCCUGGCUCUCAGGGUGAGGCCGGAGAGCCGGGAACCAAAGGAUUUCCAGGCCGCAAAGGAAACGUCGGCCGAGGGGGGAACACAGGCCGGCCGGGAGAACCCGGCGUGCCCGGAGACUCUGGACUGCCGGGACACAGGGGUCCCAGAGGUCCUCCAGGAGUCAGAGCCAUGACUGAAUGCCAGCUGAUCACCUACAUCAGAGACAACUGUGCAUGCUCCUUUGAUCGGAUGGCGUGUCCGGCCUAUCCCACCGAGCUGGUGUUUGGUCUGGACAUGUCCGAGGACGUGACCCCGGCCGCCUUUGAGAGGAUGCGCUCCGCCCUCCUCUCCCUGCUGGAGGACAUCGCCAUCGCCGAGAGCAACUGUCCGACCGGCGCCCGCGUGGCCGUGGUGGGUUACAGUGCCCACACCAAGUACCUGAUCCGUUUCCAGGACUACCGCCGCAAGAAGCAGCUGAUCGACGCCGUGAAGAACGUUGCCCUGGAGCGCACGGCCAGCCGGCGCCACCUGGGGGCGGCCAUGCGCUACGUGGGCCACAAUAUCUUCAAGCGUGUCCGGCAAGGGGUGAGGAUGAGGAAGGUGGCCGUCUUCUUCUCCAGCGGGCCGUCCCAGGACUCAUCUGACAUCGUCACCGCGGUGAUGGAGUACCGGGCCUCCAACAUCGUCCCGGUGGUCGUCUCUCUGCAGAGCAGCCCUGCCAUCCGGCAGGUAUUUGAGGCUGAUGACACGGGGAACUCCAUCUUCACGGUGCUGGGGAGGUCGCAGAACCUGGCUGCUGAGCUGAGUAGGGUCCAGCACUGCGCCAUCUGCUACGACCCCUGCAGGCCUCUGCAGGAGUGUGCCGGCGUCCAGGAGGUCCCGAGACCCCAGGCGGUUGAUGUGGACUUGGCCAUGGUGGUGGACGGCUCCAGGGAGAUCCAGGCCGACCAGUACGCCGGUGUCCAGCAGCUGCUGGGCUCCGUGGUGGAGCAGCUGGCCGUGAGCCCGCAGCCCCGCCGGGCUGACGGCCAGGCCCGGGUGGCCAUCGUGCAGCAGAGCGGCCAGCUAUACGGGGGGGCAUCGACGGCCGGCCCGGCGGCCAAGCUGGAGUUCGGCCUGCAGGGCUACCAGGAUCAGGGGCUGAUGAAGAGGCACCUGGUGCAGAGCAUGCAGCAGCAGGGCGGCCCCUCGGCACUGGGACACACGCUGGAGUUUGCACUCAGGGAGGUGCUGCUCAAGGCCAACAGGCCCAGGAGGAACAAGCUGCUGCUGGUCGUGGUGGGCGCCGAGACGGCCCACUGGGACCGGGCCAAGCUGCACUACAUCUCCCAGAAGGCCAAGUGCCAGGGGGUGGCGCUGUUCGUGGUGGCCGUGGGAGAGCACUAUAAUCGGACAGAGGUGGAGGAGCUGGCCAGCCUGCCCGUCCAGCAGCAUCUGAUCCAUGUUGGUCAUCUGAAGCCGGAGGAGCAGGGCUACGCCCAGCGCUUCCUCAGGGUCUUCCUCAACGUCCUCAACAGGGGAAUGAACACGUACCCACCCGCCUCUCUCAAACGAACCUGCGACCAGCUGGAGAGCCAGCAGGGACAAGGACAGGAAGUGUUUUUGGACGGGCAGGGCGAGGCGGAGCUGAUGGCGGAGGAGGAAGAGGAGGAGUUUCAGGAGCAGACAGGAGCGGCGACGCAGGCCGGCCAGCUGGACGUCAUCGAUACUUUGUCCAGAGGAGAUGCACAGAGUGUCCCCUCACGACCUAACCUGAUCGUGCAGUGUGAGCUGGAUGCAGACUCUGGUUCGCAGUGUGCAGACUAUGUCCAGUGCUGGUUCUUUGACAAAGCCAUUGGUGCAUGCUCUCCCUUCUGGUACGGCGGCUGUGGCGGCAAUGCCAACCGCUUUAACACGGAGCAUGAGUGUUUCCAGACGUGUCGAGGCCGUUAUCCGAGCUCCGUGCUGAGAACCGAGCCGAGCGACGUCCUGUCCACAGACGCCUGCUUCCUCCGUCAGGAUGCCGGCGGCUGCCAGAACUACACCAUGAUGUGGUACUUUGACACCGUGCAGAGCGAAUGUUCUCGCUUCUGGUACGGCGGCUGCGGCGGCAACGGCAACCGGUUCCCGACGCAGGAGGAGUGCGAGCACCUCUGUGUGACCAAGAGCCGAUGAAGACAAGGAGGAGGAAGCGGAGCGCUGACAAAGACAUCGUCCCGGGCGGAGCGACGCACCAUCAGAAGCCUCUGGAGACAUCCUAGGCUCCUGCUGGUUUAGAGGCAGUUGGGGAGACGCCAGCUGCCUCUGGAUCAGCUCUGAGGGCCAAGAGUCUGCAGCUUUUCACUGGAAACAGCAAACCCUGCAGCCGCCGGUCUGACCCAGGAAACCAGCGGCUCAAUCCGGUUUUUGUCUGCAGUGAAAAACGAGACGCUUGGGCCUCGAUGGCGUUAAGACUGAAAACACACCACAUGUAUCAGGAAAACACAAGUUGCCUUAGAAAAUAUAUGCAACACCAAGGCUGUGACAGCGCAUCAGGGCCGCUGUAGAGAGAGAGAAAAAAUGAUGAAGCUGGGGGGUAAUAUUCUGAGAAAAAAACUCAGAAUUUCCAAGAUUAAAUUGGAAAAUUUAUGAGACAAACUCAGUGUGUUCUUUUCUCCUGAAUAGGCUGAUGGGAAGAUCAGCAGCAUUUACUUCUUACUAAAUGAGAGCAGAAGAAAAACUACUUUUUCCUUGUAAAUUUACAACAUCAACCUCAGAAAUUCAGAGUUUUUCUCUCUGAAUAUUAACAACAACCCCUUUUCUUCCCCGCAGUGGCCCUGAUGCGCCGUCGUACCGAGGCAGAUCUCCUGUGUGAUAUUGAAGUGAAAAGCCUUUAUUCAGCGGCCCUGUUGUUGCGUUUGGGCCCCUGAUCAGACCGGCCCCUGAAUAAAGAUUUAUUAAAGGUUUAUUAACACUUUGAUCACAGGGAACAGCUGCUAUAGUAUUUUUUCUUGAAUAUUCAUGUGUUAUUUUAUUCCUCAGCCACAGAGUACCUUCAUUCUUGUUUAGCACCCACUGGAGUUGGAGUAGGUUUUUUUUUUUCAUUGAUGUUUUCCUUCAGAAAAUGAUUGACUGUUUACCUGUCCACUGUUCCACAUGGACCCGGCCGGCGACACAGGAAACGUCUUGUUCCAGGUUCCUUCAG